AUGGUUGAACUGGAUUCAUGUGGACAAAUGUGGAAAAGGAGCAUCGACCUGUACCGAGGCUGCAGCGGCGGUUGCAUGUGCAGCCAGAAGGAGUUCGUGCCCGUGUGCGUGCGCGACGGCCCCAUCCGGCUCACGUACUUCUCUCCGUGCCACGCCGGCUGCCCCGAGCUCGAGGGCACGGGGCCGGGCAGCGACUUCUUCAACUGCACGUGCGGCAGCCCGGCAGCCAGCGUGACCCUGGGCUACUGUCGGGAAACGUGUUCGGGUUUCCUCCUGUACAACGUCGUCAUGAUCAUCAUUAAGACCUUCCUGUCGGUGGGGACCAUCGGCGGGAUACUCAUCAACAUGAGGUGCGUCGCCGAAGAGGACAAGCCGCUCGCCCUGGGCCUGAAGGCGACGAUGCUGGCUCUGGCCGUCAUGCUGAACCCUCUGGUCUUCGGGUCUCUGGUCGACUCCGCCUGCCUGGUCUGGGAAGAGGUCUGCGGCGAUAGAGGCUCGUGCUGGGUCUACAGCAGCGAUGAUUUCAGGUACAAGCUCCACGGAAUGGCGUGCGCCAUGUUCGCUGUGAGCGUGGUGUUCAUGUCGCAGGCCGCCCGCCACGUAGGAGACCUCAAGCUGGUGGAGGACGCGAUUCCUCCGUCGGGAGAUGCGUCCAGCGCCCUCUCCAGUGGGCCUCCUUCGCUCUUCUCCGAAUUCGCCGACGGGAAGGAGCCCGCUGAAGGAGGAAAGAAAGAGGGAGGACAAGGAAUAAGCGACAAAGACGGAAGGAGUUUCGGGAAGUUCUCGAGGGGCGUGGCGACGAGGCUCUCCGGAAAGAGGAGGAGGGAGGAGGCGGAGGAGAACGGGUCGACGCGUCCGCAGCCUCCUGUGUGGAGAGUCGACGAGGGAAGGAGGGAAAGAGCAGGGGUUGGAGGAGGAUCCGGAGGAGCAGAGGAAGAAGGGGUAGGAGGAAGGAGUGCAGGAACAGGAGGAAGAAGAGAAGGAGAGAGGGAAGAAGGAAGAGGAGGAGGGAGACACGGAAGGGACAGCUAUCGGCAAGUUACUCCUUACGCUUACCCAGGAGAAAGGAGAAGGGCAGAGGAGGUUCCCCAAGUACCAAGAAACGAAGUACCAAUGGACUUCUCGAGGUCGAGGCAGCACCCUCACAUCCUGCCCUCCAACGUCAUCAAAACGACCGGCGUGUGAUGGGAUAUUGAUGCAACAUGUGAAAUCGUUCAUCAGGAAACGCUGAGUAUAUAAUGAGCUAAUAAAUAUAACACAGAAGUGGUGUCAAAAGGCGUCUAGAUAGGCCAACUCCAACUCUUUGUUGAUAAUGUUUUGUGCAUGCAGUUGUAAAUAAGAACACAAAGCAAACAAACAAAAAAAUGAAAUCUGUUGAAUAAGAACAGAAGCUUUAACUUGAACUGGGGGAAUUUCAAAGUUCCGGGUAAUUUCCAGUUUGAUGAAAAAAAGAAAGGAAAAAAGACGAAGUGAUAUGAAGAUCAUGUGGGUUAUGUAAGUGUAAAGAGGUUCUUAUAGAUUUUGAUGGUAGCAAACCAUGAAGAGCAUCUCUUAUGCCCAGUUCACACUAUGUAGCUACCUAGUAUACUAUUUUGUAAGGGAAAAUUAUAGUAAUUUUAUGUGUACUUGUGAAAUAAUCUUGUAUAUUACGUCGGAAGACAUCUUUAUAUCUAUCUUUAGUCUACAUAUCUAUACUCAUUUUGUUAUAAUUACUAUAGAGAUUUAUUGAAGAAUGUAUUCCUCAUUGCAAAGAGAAAAACAAUGAGAUGGGGUAUGAACAGAUGUUAUUGUGAUAAAAGUAGAAAAAUUAUGAAUGGAAAUGUGUUGAAUCUAGCAGAAAAAUAUAUAUUAUUACCGUAUGUUGCAUAUAGCUAUUAGGGAAGUUAUUCAUUUUCAUUCAUAUAUUUUCUGCUGGAGUUUAUAUGUGUAUGUUUAUAUAAGUUUAAGAAACCCAAAUACUAAUACAGUAGUUUCGUCCGCAGAAACAACAACAAAUUUUCUAUGUCUAUUAUUAAUGGCAACAGUAUUUUACUUCAUGUAGACAUGCAUCAUCGUCAAUAAAGUUAGCGUAUGUUUGUUAGUAUAAAAUUAGUCCA
Messenger RNA from Penaeus vannamei (Pacific white shrimp), 2096 nucleotides. The record is from RefSeq and is a predicted model, not a curated record. Lineage: Eukaryota; Metazoa; Arthropoda; Malacostraca; Decapoda; Penaeidae.